Messenger RNA from Blastomyces dermatitidis ER-3, 231 nucleotides. RefSeq lists its product as uncharacterized. The coding region runs from base 1 to 231 and encodes 76 amino acids. The record is from RefSeq and is a predicted model, not a curated record. NCBI's taxonomy places the organism in Eukaryota, Fungi, Ascomycota, Eurotiomycetes, Onygenales, Ajellomycetaceae. The transcript has 2 exons.
AUGGCAGCACGGCCGGAGAGGGCGGGGGCCUAUCUGAACAACAGCAGCAAACCCGAGGGAGAGUUGCUCCCUACUCCGCAUGCCCCCGCAAAGAGCGACGGGACCUUGGCUGGAGAUGAGCUACCCAUGGCAGCGAGCCGAGGAGCCGGGCCAUUUGUGGGGGGGGAGGGACGGACAUCUGGAGUUCCUGAAGUUAUGAAGUUAAUAUUUGGCAUGGCAUGGGAGGGAUAG